AUGCAGUCCUAUCCUAACUGGGCCUGGUGGGCCACCCCGCCUUGUCCAUACCCCACCCAACCUGCCUGGCAGCCCAGUCCACAACCCAAACAGCCUUCGGGCCCCUCUUCUCUCACUUGUUACGACUUUCCACCCCAGCCUAACACCUCCGCUGAACACCCAUCAGCCCAGUACAUCGGUUUUGCAGGUCCUCCGCCUUCGACACCUCCUUCAACUUAUGGCUACAAUGCCUUGUGUCCAUCCGACUUAAGUGCCGCCUUCUCUGCCAUGCAAAUGCAAGCUCAAGACCCUACCGGGUACAUGGACACCGGUGCCGAGGCACAUGCUACUCAAGACCCAGGACCUUCGCAAUGGAAGAAUUCUCUCCGCCACAAUAGCACUAGGAACUUAUAUCCAUUCACCGCAGCGCAACUGCCGCCUGCAGCCUGUUUCCUCACCACUACUUCUGCACCAUGGCAUGAACGUCUCGACCAUCCAGGAGCCCAACCUUCAUUAACAACACCACAACUCACUACCGUUGCCACCACCCACCACCACUGUCAUCCGCCGCCGCCACCCGCCACUGCCGCCACCCGCCACUGCCGCCAUCCACCAUCGCCGUUGCCACCUCCGCCAUCCACCAUCGCCGUUGCCACCUCUGAUCACCGCCACCACUCACCUUCGAUCAUCGUCACCGCUAUCGCCGCUGCCACCUCCGAUCACUGCCGCCGUCCCCACCCACCUCCGUUAUCGCUAUCAACCACCACCACCACCACCGCUACCACCUACCACCACCGUCGCCACCGCUACCACCUCUGA
Molecule: messenger RNA, 798 nt
Organism: Helianthus annuus (common sunflower)
Lineage: Eukaryota; Viridiplantae; Streptophyta; Magnoliopsida; Asterales; Asteraceae
Product: proline-rich receptor-like protein kinase PERK8
Exons: 3
Coding region: 1-798 (265 amino acids)
Source: RefSeq, a predicted model, not a curated record